This is a messenger RNA of Acanthosepion pharaonis, 2094 nucleotides long. The record is from the annotation of a GenBank genome assembly. Lineage: Eukaryota; Metazoa; Mollusca; Cephalopoda; Sepiida; Sepiidae.
AUGAAAGCUCAGUCUGAUUAUCUAUCUAUUACAGCCUCUUGCUUUAUCUAUCUACUUGUUUCUUUUUAUAUUGAUAUAUCUCUUCUCAUCAUUAUCUAUCUAUCUAUCUAUCUCAGUCUAUUCAUAUCUAUCUAUCUAUCUAUCUAUCUAUCUAUCUACCUAUCGAUCUCAAUCCUUUCGCAUCUACCUUUUAAGUCCAUUCAUUAUCUAUCUCAGACCUCAAUUAAAGUUUUUCUUACAAUAUUUAUCAACCGUUUUCUUUCUCUCUUUCUUUCUUCUUUCUUUCUUUCUUUCUUCUUUCUUUCUUUCUUUCCUUCUUUCUUUCUUUCGUUCGCUUUUAGUUUUCUUGUUUCUAUCUUUUAUAUUUCUUUCGUAUUCAAGAAUUUUGACUUUUUCUUUCUUUCUUUUUUCUUUCUUUCUUUUUUUCUUUCUUUCUUGUUUCUGUCUUUCUCAUUCCUUCUUUCUUUCCAUUCUUACUUUUUCUUAUUUUCUUUCUUUCAUUCUUUCUUUCUUUCUUUUAAAAUAUUGACGCUAUGUAUCUUUUUCUUUUUUUUUUGUUUCCUUUUUUCUUCUUUUUUUUUCCAAAUUUCGAUUUUGUUUCGUUUUCUCUCUUUUUUUUUUUUUUAUUUGACCUUUUAUUCUUUCAUUCUUUCUUUGUGUUACUGUUUCUUUUUUCUUUUGUUCUUUACUUUCUUUCUUUGUCUUAAUGUGCUUUUUUUCAUUCUUUCUUUCUUUCAUGCUUUCAUUUGUAGUUGUUUGCUUUCUCUUCAUUUCUCUCUUUUCCUUUCGUUUCUUUCUAUCACUUUUCUCUUUUCUAUUUCCUUCUUCCUAUGCAUUUUCAUCUUUUUACAUUUUUUCUUUCUUUUUAUUUCUGUUUUGCUUCUUUCCCUAAUGUUCUUCUUCUUCUUCUCUUAUUCAGUUCUUCCCAUCCAUUUUUCUUCUUCUCUUCUGCCUCAUCUAAUUCAGCAACCUUCUGUCCCACAUGAUUCGUUUCACCUUCUCCCCUUGAUAUCGAUUGAGUUUAUUUUCUUUGUUUAUUUUCCCUCUCUCUGCGUAUUAUUGCUUUAUUGUUUAUUUCUUUCCAUCAUUUUUCUUAAAGAUUUUUCUAUUACAUCGUUCAUCUUUCUUUAUGUCGUUUAUUUUUUUAUUUUUUUUUAUUUUCUCCUUUUUCCUUAUCUUCUUCGGACAAACUAUCUUUCAGUUCAUUCUUUAGAUAAUUGUUCCUUCCUUUUCCUUUCUUUCAGUUCUUGCCUUUUUUCUCAUUUUCAUAUUUUUCUCUUCCUUUUUAAAUUCGUUACUUCAUUCUUUACUUUUCUCCUUUUCUCUUUUCCUCCUUUUCUCCUCAAUCCUUUUUCAUGCAUUUUUCUUUGUCUUUCUUUCUUUAUUUAUUUCAAUAUUUCAAUAUUUCCUUCCUAUCAAACUUCUUUCAACACAUUCUCUACAUUUUUAACUGUUUCCUUUUUUUUACAGUCUGUUUCACUUUGUUUUCUUUCUUUUCUUACAUUUUAUCUGUACGAUUUUUUCUUUCAUUAUUUUUUCUGUUCCCCUUUUUUUUUAUUAUUUUCAUUUUUCUUUGUUUCUAAAUUUUAUACUUCAUGUUUUUUUCUUUGUUUUUCUCUUUCUUUCCUUCUUUCUUUCUUUCUUUCUUAUUUUAUUUUUGUUUUCCUUUUCCAUCAUUUUCUUUCUUUCUUUUGUUUGCCUUGUAGUCUUCUUCUUCUUUUUUUUUCUCAUUUCCUGCAAUGUUUUUUAAUACUUCCCUUCCUUUUUUUUUCUUUAAUUUACAUUGAUAUCCGCAGUCCUUAUAAAUACAAUACUGCCUUUUCUUUCUUUCUUUCUUUCUUUCUUUCUUUCUUUCUUUCUUUCUUUCUUACCUCGUGUCCUGAUGACGCACCCACAAUCAUUAAUUCCCUGUCUUCGCCUGUUGGACAUCUAUCUAUCUAUCUAUCUAUCUAUCUAUCUAUCUAUCUAUCUAUCUAUUUGAUACUUAGUAUGUUCAUUACCGUCUUUCUCUAUCCACAUAUGUAUCAUUGCUGGUUCAUAUCUAUCUAUCUAUCUAUCUAUCUAUCUAUCUCAGUUGGUUCGUACCUACUAUGA